This is a messenger RNA of Branchiostoma floridae (Florida lancelet), 5862 nucleotides long. Its product is annotated as leucine-rich repeat-containing protein 4-like. Bases 2516 to 4603 code for a protein of 695 amino acids. Lineage: Eukaryota; Metazoa; Chordata; Leptocardii; Amphioxiformes; Branchiostomatidae. The record is from RefSeq and is a predicted model, not a curated record. The transcript has 8 exons. Gene Ontology annotation, molecular function: protein binding. Gene Ontology annotation, cellular component: plasma membrane.
AUCCUGUACGUGGUCUCUGGGCGUGGUUCGUGCCCAAGAAACUGCUCCUGUGGGGAGCUGGGUCCUCAUGGCGUCAUCUGCACCGGUGAAAUAACGGACAUCCCCAAGAAAAUCCCAGAUGACACAUUGUAUCUAGCUGUUGAGUAUACAAACAUCUCAGUGAUACCAAAGGGAGUCUUCAACAAUCUGCACAAACUUACAGGUUUGCUUCUGGACGGGAAUCAACUAACAAUCAUAGAACCCGGUGCUUUUGAUGGCCUCACCAACCUGUCACUACUCUCACUCUCAAGCAACCCGGGAUUGUCUCUAGCCAAAGUUGACCCUUCAAUUUUGAAAGACGUGAAGAAUUUGACCAGUUUUCUUGCUAAAGAUAAUAAACUAGAAAUCAUACCGACCAACUUCUUUGCAGAAAACAAAAUGUUAAGAGAGGUAUAUCUAAAAAGUGCUGGUUUGACAAAACUGCAGACUGCCUCUUUUUCAAAUCUUAAGAACCUAGUGAUCGUUGAUGUACGCAAAAAUGAAAUUGACAAUAUCGGGGCCAACAUAUUCACGGGAAGCUCUAAAAUUCAGAGUUUAAACCUCAGCGACAGUCAGAUAAAAUCUAUUGAGCCACACGCGUUCGAAACACAAGCCGAGAUGCUUUUCCUCAUGCUAGACCAUAAUAUGCUGGCAUCUGUUCGUAGCGCUUUUCUUGGUCUUAAAAAUCUUCUAACAAUGGCACUCAAUGACAAUGAUAUUGUUUCCCUCAAUGAGGACGACUUUAAGGAUCUGGUUAUGUUGAAUUCUUUAGAUUUAAGCAACAAUGAACUGAUGGAUACGGGCAAUGCAUUGGCGAAUCUUCGUUCUUUGGGAAGCUUGAACUUGAACAACAAUCGUCUGACGAAGCUGUCUUUCCAGGGCAUGCCUUUGCUGAUAGACAUUUCUGUAAGUAACAACCUUUUGCAAUCCAUACCCGAAAGACUGGACGUUAUAACACAUGCCCGCAUUCUGGAUAUUUCAAACAACCUUAUCCAAAGUUUACCCGAGGGACAAUUUGCAUCUCUUAACUCCCUUCUGAAGCUAGACAUUUCGAACAUUUCUGCAAUCCAAGAUGGCGGACUUGCACCUGAUGCUCUGACCGGACUCCACAGUUUGGUUGAACUUCGGGUUGAGAGAAACGAGCUAAACAAAGUACCCUCUCAGGCACUUUCCGCCGUAAAGCAGAUUCAAAUUCUUAGUCUUAGCCAUAAUAAGAUAGAAACUCUUGACGAAAACGACUUUGUUUCCGUCUCAAACGUAUCUAAUCUACAGCUUGCCAAUAACAUGUUAGCAAAGGUACCCGAGAAAGCUCUUCGUCCUUUCACAAACUUGACCCAACUUGACCUCUCAGGAAAUCCUCUAGUACACAUCUCUGGUUGGUCGUUUGGAAACUCGACAACACUUUCCAGCUUGCGCUUGAGUAACGCCAAACUGUCAGUCAUUGACCCUGCAGCGUUCCAUGGUCUAAAAGGUGUGCAUUCUAUCGACGUUACCAACAACAAUCUAACAUGGCUGCCAGGUGAUCUCUUGAAAUAUGACCGCGCUUUUCCGUUUUACCUCUACGCAGACCAGGGAAAUCCUUGGUACUGCGACUGUCAGAUGAAACCAUUUUCACAGGCCGUUAACGUUCCCGGUCAGUCAGUUAUUACGAAUAUCCACUGUUCUGGUCCUGAAAAGUAUAAAGGUCGAAAUUUGGGAGACAUUCCUCUGGCAAAUCUCACCUGUGACUGUGAGCAUCAAGAAGCGCCCUCUGUCGAUACAUCUGGUAGCGACAACAAGACGACUGUCGGCCACACAGCUAAACUCAAGUGUAAAGUAAGCGGCUGCCCGACGGCCCACCUCUUUUGGACCACCCCAAGGGGGUUUGUGAUCUCUCCUCACCUCUCCGAGUAUACCGGAUAUGACGUACAAGACGACGGAAGUCUCGUCAUCGUGUCUACCGUUGCUGAGGAUGCCGGGAACUACACCUGCACGGCGGCUAACUACCUUGGGAAGGCUGAACAGAGUCACAAGCUUAAGCUAGAUAUCAUUGAGACGUAGUGUUAUGAACCGACUGUGAACCAUGUGAUCAUUCCUACUGAAACCCCCCUAUUUUAGAAGUAGACUAGUCCUGUGAGGCUGUGACCUCAUUCCAUGAGUUGGAGUCUUGGGAGUAACAAUAAAGUUAUGUAGCUCUACAUUUUCCGACGUUUGGUCUCAAUGUAUCUGCAUCAAUAGCCCUACCAUCGGUUCUCAACACGUAGUCAAUAGCGGAAAUGACAAAAUCCUUUGAGUUGAACUAUUUCGUCCAUGGGGUAAUUUUCUUUAAAGCUGUCUAGAUAACUCCCUGUACUAAAUAAGGCAGGGUACGUUGGACUCUGACCCAUCGGUCAAAUAAUCCAGCUUUCAUUGUAAACAAUGGUUAAUGCACCAUGUGACUUGUAUGUUUUUGUAGACCAAAGUCCUUUGUAAUAGCAGUGCACCUUUCUCCUACUUAGAAGCCCUUGAAUAGUAAGAUAUGGCGCUUCUCAUCGUUGUUCUUAUGUGUGUCGUGUGCGUGGUGUCUGGACGGGAUCAGUGCCCCAGAAACUGCUACUGUGGAGAGUUGGGCCCUCAUGGCGUCAUCUGUACGGGUGGAAUAACGGAUAUUCCCAAGAAUGUCCCAGCAGAUACAGUGUAUCUGGUUGUUGAAUAUACAAACAUCUCGGUGAUACCAACUGGAGUCUUCAACAAUCUGCACAAACUUACAGGAUUGCUUCUGGACGGGAAUCAACUAACGUCCAUAGAAUCCGGUGCUUUUGAUGGCCUCACCAACAUGUCACUGCUCUCACUCUCAAGCAACCCGGGAUUGUCUCUGACCAAAGUUGACCCUUCCAUUCUAAAAGACAUCAAGAAUUUGACCAGUUUCCUUGCUAAAGAAAAUAAACUAGGAAUCAUACCGACCAACUUCUUUGCAGAAAACAAAAUGUUAAGAGAGGUAUAUCUAAAAAGUGCUGGUUUGACAAAACUGCAGACUGCCUCUUUUUCAAACCUUAAGAACCUAGUGAUCGUUGAUGUAAGCAAAAAUGAAAUUGACAAUAUCGGGGCCAACAUAUUCACGGGAAGUUUAAAAAUUCAGACUCUAAACCUGAGCAACAGUCAGAUAAAAUCUAUUGAGCCACGCGCGUUCGAAACUCAAGAAGAAAUGCGUUUCCUCAUGCUAGACCAUAAUAUGCUGGUAUCUGUUCGUAGUGCUUUGCUUGGGCUUAGAAACCUUCUAACACUGGCACUCAACGACAAUGAGAUUGUGUCCCUCAACAAGGACGACUUUAAGGAACUAGUGAUGCUGAACUCUUUAGAUUUGAGCAACAAUGAACUGCAAAAUACGGGCGAUGCUUUGGCGAAUCUUCAAUCAUUGGGAAGCUUGACCUUGAACAACAAUCGUCUGACGAAACUGUCUUUCAAGGGCAUGCCUUUGCUGACCGACAUAUCUGUAAGUAACAACCUUUUGCAAUCCAUACCCGAAAGACUGGACGUAAUAACACAUGCCCGCAUUCUCGAUAUUUCAAACAACCCUAUCCAAAGUUUGCCCGGGGGACAAUUCGCAUCUCUUAAGUCCCUUUUGAAGCUGGACAUUUCGAACAUUUCUGCAAUCCAAGAUGGCGGACUUGCACCCGACGCCUUGACCGGACUCCACAGUUUGGUUGAACUUCGGGUUGAAAGAAACGAGCUAAGCAAAGUACCCUCUCUUGCACUUUCCGCGGUAAAACAGAUUGAAAUUCUCAGUCUUAGCCACAAUAAGAUACAGACUCUUGACGAAAACGACUUUGUUUCCGUCUCAAACAUAUCAAAUUUGCAGCUUGCCAAUAACAUGUUAGCAAAGGUACCCGAGAAAGCUCUUCGUCCCUUCACAAACUUGACCCAACUUGACCUCUCAGGAAAUCCUCUAGUACACAUCUCUGGUUGGUCGUUUGGAAACUCGACAACACUUUCCAGCUUGCGCUUGAGUAACGCCAAACUGUCAGUCAUUGACCCUGCAGCGUUCCACGGUCUAAAAGGUGUGCAUUCUAUCGACGUUACCAACAACAAUCUAACAUGGCUGCCAGGUGACCUCUUGAAAUAUGACCGCGCUUUUCCGUUUUACCUCUACGCAGACCAGGGAAAUCCUUGGUACUGUGACUGUCAGAUGAAACCAUUUUCACAGGCCGUUAACGUUCCUGGUCAGUCAGUUAUUACGAAUAUCCACUGUUCUGGUCCUGAAAAGUUUAAAGGUCAAAAUUUGGGAGACAUUCCUCUGGCAAACCUCACCUGUGACUGUGAGCAUCAAGAAGCGCCCUCUGUCGACACAUCAGGGAGUGAUAACAAGACGACUGUCGGCCACACGGCUAAACUCAAGUGUAAAGUAAGCGGGUGCCCGACUGCCCACCUCUUUUGGACCACCCCAAGGGGCUUUGUGAUCUCUCCUCACCUCACUAAGUAUACCGGAUAUGACGUACAAGACGACGGAACUCUCGUCAUCAUGGCUGCCGUCGCUGAGGAUGCCGGGAACUACACUUGCACGGCGGCCAACUACCUUGGGAAGGCUGAACAGAGUCACAAGCUUAAGCUAGAUAUUAUUGAGACGUAGUCAAUAGCGGAAAUGACAAAAUCUUUUGAGUUGAAUGGGGUAAUUUUCUUAAAAGCUGUCUAGAUAACUCCCUGUACUAGAUAAGGCAGGGUACGUUGGACUCUGACCCAUCGGUCAAAUAAUCUAGCUUUCAUUGUAAACAAUGAUUAAUAAUGUACCAUGUGACUUGUAUGUUUUCUGCAGACCAAUGUCUUUUGCAAUAGAGUGCACCUUUCUUCUAUAUAGGAGCACAUGCAUAGUAAGGUACGUCAUUUAGCCAACUGCUUUUAGACUGUUAGUUAUCAAAACGUAGCAUAGAACUGAGAUAGUUGCCUAUGAUAGUAUAUAAGAGAUCUGAACGUAGUAAGGCAGUGUUUAGGUUAACAGAAACGUAUCAUGACCAUGUUGCAAGUAGCAUUUCAUUUAGAAUUUCUACUGCAGUACCUUAAAACGUCACUAUGGGGCGCCCCACACCCAAACUCCAUUUAGUCAACACCUAGCCUGAUACCCACUACUACAGACAUCAUCUUCUUGAGUUACACUAUCCACAUUACAAUAUGUUUUUAUUUCCUUGUAUGUGGACGGCUUUCGCCUUAGCACAUUCUGGCGACACUAUGUAAAUAAUAGUUAAUUAGUUGUAAGCGUAGUCUUUUUAACCUCUGUUCUGUGACUGUUUUUAUGGGCCAUGGGCCUGAAUCAAACAAAUAAACAAUAAACGUAUGUGUACCUGAGCCCCGAUGCAAUAUCAAUAAACAAUAACAAUAAACAAACACAACAUUAUUUACAACAGAUCGCGUCUCUGGGUUCAAUCGUUAUACACAACAGUCACAGCAAAAAGAUCAUUUAAACCACCUUACUUGUACUUGUAGUACUAUUUCUGCCCAUCAGGUUUUCAACAAUGUUCUAUCAAGAAGACUAUUUGUCUCCAGGUAGAUUUACCAACGGCCUACUAUAGAAUCAAAGUUGGCCAAGGAGUACUUUGUGCAUCUUAUGCUAUUUACUGUGUCAGAAACACACGUACAGGGGCCUGUACUUCAGGACAGUUCAUCUACAGAAAUCAGUUAUGAUUCAUUAGGGUUCAAAUUUUAUGAAAUGUAAAGUUAAUGUUUUAAACGCUUUUAACUAGUCAGAAUGCCUUGUAUUUCUUUUUAAUACUUUGCGCCCUCCUGGUAAAUGGACAAAGGGCUGUCCUAGGUUUAAGUGUGUACUAUAUAUGUAUUCAUCUUGUGUAGAAUAAAGAUGCUCUUUAACCAUGGACGAUAGGCCAUCAAGUUUUUGUC